Rhipicephalus sanguineus (brown dog tick) is the source of this 903-nucleotide messenger RNA. RefSeq names its product lactosylceramide 1,3-N-acetyl-beta-D-glucosaminyltransferase-like. The coding region runs from base 147 to 800 and encodes 217 amino acids. The record is from RefSeq and is a predicted model, not a curated record. Gene Ontology annotation, cellular component: membrane. The transcript has 2 exons. Gene Ontology annotation, molecular function: hexosyltransferase activity. NCBI's taxonomy places the organism in Eukaryota, Metazoa, Arthropoda, Arachnida, Ixodida, Ixodidae.
CCCUGUGGGCAGUUGCUUCCAGUUUCUGCAUGUCUUCAAAUGUAACAUAUAUUUUUUAAGAUUAUGCCCUUCUCAAGCACUUGUACUAUCCUUGGAGAUAAAAGAGUGUCAGGAACACCAACAUCUCUCUGUGCUCAGCCAAAGCCAUGAAGAACUUUGGAAAGAAACGCAUCGUUGCAUUGAUUGUGGUAUGUCUCGUCCUGUUCAUCGCCAGUCUCUUGUGCAGUAACUUAAGAUGUAUUUUUCAAGGUCACGAGCCGCAUGAGAAUGCGAACACUACUGCUGAAGUAUUCACAGAAGAAGAUGUACCGGAAAACACAUCGGCGUGGAAGAUUAGAAAGGGAUGUCGUAACCCAAGGCUCAGGAUACUGUACUUUGUGCAUACGGCACCAAAAAACGUCGAGAAACGCCGUUUUCUUCGAAAGACGAUUGGUGACGCAAAAAUUGCAUCCGCAAUGAACUCAACCAUUGCUUUCUUUCUUGGAGAAGCGCCUGAGCUGAACGACCACGAAGCAGUACUCGGGGAAGCGGCGCGCGAAGGAGACAUCGUGGUACUCAACUUCACGGACACCUACAAAAACCUAACGUACAAAUUUCUCCAGGGAGCAAAGUGGGUGUCCGACAACUGCCUCCUGGACCCUACAGCCACGGUUGUGAAACUCGACGACGACGUCUUGGUGAAUACGUUCGCGUUGUCGGCAUACUUGACCAGUGGUGUAAUGGCGCUGAUUGGAAUUCACUGCCGAGUAUGGACAGGCGCUGCACCUUUUAGGACGCGAAAAUCAAAGUGGCUGGUAUAAUACGUCGAACACCAAAAUGGAGCAAAUGUGGCAGACUUUCAAAGAUUACAAUAGAACAGUGAACCAUAAUUUCAAUAGAGAUGUUCAUGCCUACUAUCGCAGC